GUCUACUACAGCUCGGAUCUGACGGCUCCACUCAGCACCUGGCAGAUACAGAUUACAGAUGACACCAGUAUGACUCUAAUCUCAGUCCUGACUCCUGACAUCACCUAUGGCCUCAGGGUGCAGGGCUUCACCUCUGUAGGUGACGGGCCACUUUCCGAUAUGGUGCAAGUUAAAACCCAGCAGGGAGUUCCAGGUCAGCCAUCCAAAUUCCAGGUUGGCGCUGUGUCUGACACCAGCAUUGAACUGACCUGGGAACCUGCCUUUGAGACAAAAGGAGUUAUAAAUUAUGAACUUCGCUACAUAGACCGCAGUUUGGGCACCCAGAUGAAGAAAACAUUUGCACCCACACAUGCCUAUGUUGUGGAAGAUCUCCGUCCAAACACAGAGUACUACUUCUCCUUGGCAGCCAUCUCUAACCAAGGCAUUGGAGCCUUCACCAACGACAUAUUACAGAAGACCUUACAGGCCACUCCUGUGUCCUCUGUUGUGCUGGUCUCUGAGUGUCUGUCCC
Morone saxatilis (striped sea-bass) is the source of this 511-nucleotide messenger RNA. RefSeq names its product receptor-type tyrosine-protein phosphatase S-like. The record is from RefSeq and is a predicted model, not a curated record. Lineage: Eukaryota; Metazoa; Chordata; Actinopteri; Moronidae. Gene Ontology annotation, molecular function: protein binding.